Messenger RNA from Bombyx mori (domestic silkworm), 2194 nucleotides. RefSeq names its product pyruvate kinase PKM-like. Gene Ontology annotation, molecular function: potassium ion binding; magnesium ion binding; pyruvate kinase activity. Lineage: Eukaryota; Metazoa; Arthropoda; Insecta; Lepidoptera; Bombycidae. Bases 527 to 2134 code for a protein of 535 amino acids. Gene Ontology annotation, cellular component: cytoplasm. The transcript is spliced from 9 exons. The record is from RefSeq and is a predicted model, not a curated record. Gene Ontology annotation, biological process: glycolytic process.
CUGUAGGUGAUGAGGGGCUAUUUAAAAACACAACUGCUUCAUUAUAAUUAUAUUGCAGAUUGCUUGAACACUUUUACACCAUUAUACAAUUAUUAUCUUUAUAUUUUUUUAAUGAAACUAUUACAUGUUUUUCAUGCCGUGUCUAGAUGAGAAGUAACUGACAUUUUCUUACGAGAAUACAAUGAUCUGUUUUUUAAAACAUUUAAAAUAAUUCCAAUAUUCGAAAUCUAAUCAAGUGUCAAGUGUUGCCUGCCAUUACAUUUAAUAUACAAACUCCAACACGAACGCCUUAAGUUAUGCCUUGCGUUGCUUAACAAACAGAAUCUAAGGAAUUUUGAGCUUCAUUGUCACUUUCGAUGGAAAAUUGAUUCUUUUUGAUAUUCUUAAUCGGCUCUUUGGACGUCAACUUGACGAUAUAGAUGACAGAUCAAAUACUAUAAUUAUAAAUUAAAUAAAUGUCAUAAUUAUAUCCACACUGGAUAUUUUGCUUAAAAAAGCUCACACAGAGAACUACAGUUAUCAGGAAAUGGAAAAUCCAGCGGAAUCGGUUUCAUUUCGAGACGUUGAUUUCAGCAAAACGGAAGUUAUAUUCCGCUCCCCCUUUGAACAUCGAAGAAGUCCAAUUUUUGUUACUUUGUCCAAUCCCAAUACGACAUUAGUUGACAUACAAAAACUAAUGGAAGCCGGAAUAAAUUUGAUCAGAUUUAAAAUGUCGCACAUUACUAAAGAAGAUAAGAUUCAACUUCUAGCAAAAGUUGAUAAAGCUGCAAAAAUGUUAUCACAAAAACAUGGGACUUCAGAUUGGCCUGUCGCCACCGCUGUGGAGUUGAAAACUUGUAUCAUGAAAACUGGGAUACUUCAAAAUCAACAAGAAUACUUACAUUUAAAGGAAGGUACGACCGUUACAUUGACUUGCGAUGUGGAAGAUUACAACGCUUGCACAAACCAAUAUAUUUUCGUUGACAAUCCAUACUUAACGACAGACGUUAAUGUCGAGGCGGAAAUAUCUAUAGAUCAAGACGAAAUAAUAUUACAAUGUAAAAUGGUCCUUAAUGAAAAGUCAAUGAAGUGCAUUGUAACCAAAAGCGGGAAAUUGGGAAAUUUGUGUCAAGUAUGUAUUAGAGGUGGCCAACAUACUCAGCCGUAUGUGACCCAAAAGGACUUGCGUAUUGUACAAUUCGCUAUGGAAUAUCAGGUGGAUAUGAUCAUAGUGAAUUAUUCCCGACACGCGGAUUCUAUCAAGAAAAUAAAAGAGUUUAUUGGAUGCAAAAUAAAGAAACCUAUUAUCAUAGCUGGAAUUUGUACCAGGGAAGGUCUGGAGAACAUCGAUGGCCUCAUACGGGAAUCAGACGGAAUAAUGUUGUCACGGGAAUAUUUGGCUUAUGAAUUAACUGGAGCUUUGAGUUACAAAAUGAAUCAAAUACAAAAAUUUGUAGGAGCGAAAUGUCUUAAGGUAGGUAAACCAUUCUAUAUAUCUGGUGGGAUAUUUCGCCAAGCGCUCACAAACGGUAAGCUGUGCGAUCAUGAUGUAUCUGACGUAACAAACGCUGUUCUGGACGGCGUGGUUGGCUUCGUUCUGAGAGAAUGCGACAAUGCAGACACCCUACUCUAUGUGGUUAACUCAUUGAGUGAUCUUUGUCGUUCUGUGGAACCUCUUGUUAAUGUACGCAGUGAAUUCUGGAGAAUGCUGGAAGAGUUAAAAAUUCCAACAAAUGCAGCAGAAGCAGCCGCAUUGGCUUGUGUCGCUCUAGCUAAUCACACCAACGCCGGUGCUAUAAUAUUGCCGACGGUCUCUGGAAGGACGGCCAAGUCUCUGCUUUGGAUACGACCUAACUGUGUCGUUAUCACUGUCAGUAAUAAAACGAGUACAAUACGCUUAUUGUCCACCUAUCGCUGUGUGGUCUCACUUAUGUAUAAUGAUACACCCCAUACGAACUGGUCAAUUGAAAUGGAAAGAAGAACGAAUUUCGCAUUAGAACACGCCGUUAAGAAAGGGUGGCUCAGGUUUAAGGACAUUUACAUAAUAUUACAGAAGUAUUCGGAUGUGAGCUCAUUCUGUGACGUCAUUAAAGUUAGCAGCGUCAACAUUUAUAAAAAAACAAUGGUCGAAUGUGAUGACUAUGAAGCAAUUUAAUUCUCAUAUUUUCGUAGCUUUUUAAGAAUGUUUAACGAAUUAAUAAAAUGUUAUACUUUA